GCGUCUUUUUGCGUCAUCAAAAGGCGACUAUGUUCAGCUGUAAACUUCGGGCAGGGAGUCGUAAAGGCAUGGGAAAACACUCCAGAAAUGUUAAGAUUUUUCAGAUUUAUCUAGAUCGCACAGAGUUAUAUUGAACAUGUGCGUUGCUCAUGUUCAGCAUGUUGUUCUCACGCCAUAAAGCAGGCAUCAAUGAUCUACAACCCGCUAAAUGUUGAGUAUAUUAAACCCUAUAUUUGGGGUUGUAGACAUUUAAGACGCUCGUGACAUUCAGAUGGCUGUUAAACGAGUCUAACUGAAUGUAACGUAGCUAGUAUGCAGGAUUACAGUGUGUUGAGGGAGAUCAUUUUGUAGCUGCUUUCAGGGCCUUGUGGAGAAAGAAAGAUGGUGCUGUCUUUGGUGAACCUGUGCGCUCGGGAGGUGGUGAGCGACCACAGCUCUUCGCAGGAUUGGUUGAGUUGUGUGCCGCGGGAGCUCUACCGAGCGUUGCUGGACGCCGCCUUCACCCGCUGCUGUCCUCUGGCUGUCGGUGUGCUCGUCCAGCGGUGGCCCGAGAGAAAACUGACCGUUGGAGGCAGCAGAAAAGCGGGCGAGUGCCCCCCGAACCGCCUCUGCGUUCAGGCUCUGCUGCUGGCUGUGGUCAGGGGACUGACGGACAAGAGGUGUUGCCUGCAGAUGCUGGAUCUCAGUGGACUUCAGUGUGAGAAUGGGAGAGUUGAGGACUCGAUGGGUGGAUGGUCCCUCAGUGUAGCCUUGUGCUCAAUGGUGCUACAAGCUCGAUCUGCUGCCUCCAGGGCUCACAGGAGACAUGGAGAAAGAGAGAGAAAAAGAGGACUGGAAGCAGAACGUGACCAGGGCACCAUCAAGCGAGACCGGGGGAAAGUAGGGUGCGGCAAUAGUGGUGAAGGGAGUCAGGGAGGACACAGAGUGGAAGAAGUAGAGAAGAUGCAGUGCAGAACUAAUGAACGGAUGUUUCUAGGAGAUGAGUCAGUGAAGGGUGUCAGGAGGAGGAUGGAGAUCCAGAGAAGAAAGACUUUAUCUGAGGGGAAUUCAAACACCACCAGUAAUAACAGUAGUUUAUGCGACCAAGGCUGGGAUGAGGUAGUUAUGGUCCAUGUUAGGGCUGACCUUUUUGUCAAUUCCCGUUCCUGGGAGCGUGUCCGUGAUGCUCUUAGUCAACCAGGCCCACUGCGGCUCCACUGCCGCUACCUCAGCGUGGAGGAACUCUCAGCGCCCUCCAUAGCUUCCUUGUUGGGUCUCUUGCCUCAGCGGGGUCUCCUCGGUGUGGACAUCCGCUACUCCAGCCUUGGGGUGUCAGGCCUGGCUAUGCUGCUUCCACUUUUAGCUCCCUUUCCACAGCUGCACUCUCUGAGGCUGCAUUAUUGUAACUUGGACUUACAGCGCGCACAGCUUGGCCAACAGGGGGCACUUCAGGACAUGUCUAAAGGACUGGGUUCACUGAAGAGACUAAAGAGAUUAUGCCUGACUGCACUCCGACUGCCAGGACACCUGCGCUUGCUGCUCAGCUCUCUUUCCCAGCCUCUGGAGGUGCUAGAGCUCCCAUACCUGUGCCUGACCUCCCCUGACCUGGCCUUCCUCUCCUGCAGCCAGCAUGCUCCAUUCCUGAGAGAACUUGACCUGAGUGAGAACUGGCUUGAUGAAUCGUCCCUGCCCUCUCUGCGCCGUCUCUUAGCUCAAGCCGAAAGCUCUCUGCGCCAGCUUUCACUUUGUGGUUGCGGCCUCUCAGACACUCUCCUGGGUGCUCUUCUUCCCUCCCUGUCCUGCUGUCGGGCUUUACGUAGCUUAAGACUGGCCUUAAACCCGCUCUCAAGAACGGGACUGCUUUCCUUGACCCAUACAGCGGCAGGAAUCCCAUCUCUUCGUCUGCUGCUCUAUCCCAACCCGCUGGAAGAAUAUGAGCCUGGGCUGCCGGCUCUCCCCUCCAGUGCUCAGCUGCUGGAUUGGCCUCUGCUAGAGGAGUCUGAGGGCAGGGACUUGACACUGAGGUUGCUUGAUGAGGUUCUGAACUUGAGAGAUCGAUCCCGGGACCUUCUUGUGACCUCUGACCUUCUAAACUAUAGCCCAGACUUGACUGUGGAUGAAUAGGGGGUGAAUGUCCAAGAGCUCAAUCUCUUAAUGUGUGACAAUCAAAACUGUGCUUAAACUAGUACUUUCAGAUUAUGUUUUAACCACUCAUGGGGAAUUACUUCUGGUUGCCAAGCUUUUUCAGUAAUAGCAAACCUUAUUCUAAUAUUGCAUAUACACAGAGUCAUAUAAAAAGUCUUGCUAGUGGCAACCUUAGCAUUAUAUUGUAUGCAGCUUCUCACAUGAAAUGAUUUUGACUUUGUUUGCUGUGUUAUGUGUAAUGUAUGGGUUUUAUUGUCUUAAAUUGUACUGUAAUAGGGCAAUGUACCAACAGAAGGAACCGAGACACCUCUUAAAUUUUUUUUAAACUAAAUUUGUGUUGGCUUUUCUAUGCUUGUUGAAUUUUCUAUGCUACCAAAAAAACAUUUUUUUUUUUUGUUUUAUUUUUGUGUGAACAUUUUAAAAUGUUCAGGUUCUGUUGUGUGAAACACUUUUCAAUCUUAUCUGCUUUCUCAAAAGUCUAAUUUCUAUUGACAGUGUUUAACGUCUCAUGAAGGAAAUCAAGACCUAAGGGAAAAUUUACUGGAAAAUGAAAAACUCACCCUCAAGUCAUUCCAUAUAAUCUAUAUGAUUUUAUGACUUCAUAAAAAAACAUUCAGAAAGAAUUUCCAUUUCUAGUUGAACUGUCCUUUGAUGACUAUGAUGUUCAAUUAAUGUUCACAGACACAGAAUUUAACUGGGUUCCCAUUGUUUUUACAUUGCAGUUUUCUGACAUAAUUAUUUGUUCUGGAAAAUAUUUUAAUAUUUAAUAAUUUAAUUUGAUUUAAAACUUUAAUAUUUUGUACAAAUUUGUAUUAUUUUGUCACUGUCAGUGGUUGCGCAGUGUAAAACAUUGUCAGAAGGCUAUCUUGAAUGAUGUUGUUGUAUUAUUGUCUUGGUACAUUUAAUUUACUGUCGUUUUUUAUUAUACUUUGACAAAAUAUCUUAAGUAUUAAUAUACUGCAAA
Messenger RNA from Cyprinus carpio (common carp), 3088 nucleotides. Its product is annotated as leucine-rich repeat-containing protein 14-like. The record is from RefSeq and is a predicted model, not a curated record. Lineage: Eukaryota; Metazoa; Chordata; Actinopteri; Cypriniformes; Cyprinidae. Gene Ontology annotation, cellular component: cytoplasm.